AUGGGCUCGCUGCUGCGGAACCUGUCCCGGGGAGGUCGGGUGGGAGCUGCACUCUGGUGCUGGAGGAAGGCUCGCGGCCUAGGCGGCCCUCAGUGCCCCAGCUGGGUUACGCCAAGACUUUCGCGCAGCCGGGGUAUCCCCGGUCUGGAAGACCGGCCAGCGCUUGGAGGAGUCAUGGUCAGCGUGCUCACUGAGAGCUUUCUUCAGGGCAAGCACCACUUCUCCAGCUGGGGCUGCUGCCAGAGUCUUCCCCGAGGAAGACACAGUGUUCUUCACAGACACCGUGCUCCAGUGCAAACCACUGAUAGCCGCAGAAAGUUGGGGACGGACCACAGGGAAGAAGGUUUCCAAGUAGGUACAGAGGUUGACAGGGAGCCAAAGGCCUCCCUGCCCAGGGGGAACCUCAUAGGGCCUCCAGACUCUCUGCCACCUGAGCUUGAGCCUCCCACAAACUGCUGUAUGAGUGGCUGUCCUAACUGUGUAUGGGUAGAUUAUGCGGAAGCUCUGCUGAGGCUCUACCAGGAUGGUGGGGAGAAGGCCCUGGCCCUUCUAGAGGAGCACGUGACUGAUGAGAACCUCAAGGCCUUCCUCAGAAUGGAGAUCCGGCUACGCAUGCAGAGCGGAGCCUGAACCAGUUUACCUGGGGCUCCUUAUCACGGACAAAUGCUAUCCUUAAGAAGCAGCAAGGUCACUCUUGUUCCCGAGUAUGGAAGACCCCACCACAAGUCUGCCAGGAAUAGGAAUUAUUGUGCAACAACUUCACCUCAGAAUAAACGAAUCCUCCACGACAA
This is a messenger RNA of Rattus norvegicus (Norway rat), 791 nucleotides long. It is a transcript of the gene Oxld1, whose product is annotated as oxidoreductase-like domain containing 1. The transcript has 2 exons. NCBI's taxonomy places the organism in Eukaryota, Metazoa, Chordata, Mammalia, Rodentia, Muridae. Bases 1 to 630 code for a protein of 209 amino acids. The record is from RefSeq and is marked validated.